AUGCCGCCAAGACAUCUUUGGCACUCAAGUGUAGUGCUGAUUGCAGCAGCUCUAGCUGCUACCUCUUCAGGUGUCGACUUUACAGGUUCGAGCGAUAUCGUGCAGACCCCAGGCACGGUAGCUCCUGGGGGCGAGAUGAGCGAUACAGACGGUGCUUUUGGAGCAACUGGUGAUGGAAACCUCGAGUCACCUGAGCAGCGGGCACCACCUUCGUCGGACCAGCAGCCCCAGCCGACCGAUUUGCUGUCAACGGUGAUCCAGGCAGGUAAUCACAGAGGUGACGACAGCAACAAUCCAGGGUGGGUGCAGCCGAAUUCACACGAUCGUAGUCAAGGGUGGAUCUCGGGUGGGAGCUUUGAUCACCAAGGCUGGAUACCCCCGAGUGACCAAGGGGGUGGAAAUGGAGACCAAACGGGUAGGACGUUCCCGACGGGGUUGAACGCUGGAACGUCUCCAGGCGGUGAGCCGAUCGGACACGAGAACGAGACGAAGGGCUCGGAAGACAAGGAUUCCAAAAGCACAGAUGAAGAAACGGAUGCGGAUGACGACUCCAGUCUCGAAUACAGUGGAUUCGAUGCAGGUGUCAACCCGGACGAUGACUUCAGUCUUGAAUGCAGUGGCUCUGAUGAAGACGUCAGCCAGGAGAGUGACUUCAGUCUCGAGUGCAGUGACUCCGAUGAUGAAGAAGCUCAAGAUUCGUCGACACCUUCGAACGAAACUGCACCAGCACCCUCGUUAACUUCGUCGUCAACAGGAGAUUCACCAGCCACGUCUACCCGAACGAACGAAGAGAGCAACGGAGCUGAAGUCCCUUCGAAAUCUGCCAAGUCAACACCCUCUUCGUCCUCUGAUUCUGUGUCAUCGGUAACACAGGAAGAUUCAGGGAAGACGCCUGCGUCUCCUAGCAAAGGUGAGCACGCUUCUUUCGGAACGGUGACUUCCAAGCCUGGGGAAUGUGUCAUUGGCGAUCCGGACGAAUACGUGACAGCCAAAGAUGUUGACUGGGUCUUUGAGAACCGCAUGGGUGUCAACCAAACGGGCAACAAGAACUGGAUCUUUGACCACAUCGUCAAGAACAAGGGCUCACUUAACUACUGCGUCCGCUGGGAUAGUAAGCAACAACUUUCCAAGACCAUGGCAGCAAAGUUCAAGCCCAUGCUACAGCGUCAGUAUGCAGCUUGGAACCGUUGGCUUGUAGGCUAUGGCUGCUGGCCGUACGACGAGAUCGAGAUCAAUUUUGUCGGGUUUGCUGUCUCGGACAUGUCAUUGCUGGACUGGAAGGACGAUUCACUCGGACUGAUUUACGAAGGUGAUUUGGAUGCUGAAGGAGUUCCCCAGUGUCCCCAAACCUGCUACCGGUUCUUGGACAAUGCGCCGAACACUUGGACGGACACGAGCGAAUGCAAAGGUGAACCGUUCGACUUGACCUUGUGGCCGAAAGAUGGUCUAGAAGGUGGCUUAGGCUACGAUUGGGGCCAAGAAGUCAAUCUGGAGAACAUGCUGCAGAGCAUCGACAUGGAACAGCUCACGAUUGUUGCUCACGAAAUUGGUCACGGCUACGGUCUACCCGACUUCUAUGAGGAAUCGGAUAAACCGAAUCUUGACUGGCCCGUAUGUAUCAUGAUGGCUGGGAGCUCGAUGACCAUCACGGACGGCGACGGUUGGAUGUUGCGUCGAGCUUACGAGAGCAUCAGGUCGCGCUACGAUUUCAAGUAG
Molecule: messenger RNA, 1716 nt
Organism: Peronospora matthiolae
Lineage: Eukaryota; Oomycota; Peronosporomycetes; Peronosporales; Peronosporaceae
Source: the annotation of a GenBank genome assembly